This is a messenger RNA of Hemicordylus capensis (graceful crag lizard), 1909 nucleotides long. RefSeq names its product DnaJ heat shock protein family (Hsp40) member C5 gamma (gene DNAJC5G). Lineage: Eukaryota; Metazoa; Chordata; Lepidosauria; Squamata; Cordylidae. The record is from RefSeq and is a predicted model, not a curated record. The transcript is spliced from 6 exons. The coding region runs from base 549 to 1109 and encodes 186 amino acids.
UCCGGCGGCGAGGAGCGAAGCGCGUCCCUCUCCUCCGAGCAAGGAGGCGGCGCGGCUCGAACGCGGAUCCGCUUCCUUUUAUUCCGAGCAAAAUGCAGCCGCCUCAAGGUGGCCACGGCCCUGGGCAGCCUUUAUAAGGGAAACCCCCCCCCCCACACACACACACGCCCCCCAUUUCCGGCACAAAAUAAGGUCUGGGUUGGGGGAGGGGCCCUGGCCGACGCCUGGAUUGCCCGCCGGCCUCCUCCGCCCCCCCCCGGAAGCUCUUGCUCCGCAGGUGUGGGGGGGUGUCUGGCUUGUUCUGAGCCCCGCCCCCUUCUCGGUGGUGCGCAUGCUCGCGAGCCAUUGCCCAACACUUCCUCCUCGCAUGCGCAGUGGGCACAGCUGGGCCCGCUCGGUGGUGGUGGUGGUGGUGGGCAGUGUCCGGCCCGGACCCCGGAGUCGCGCAGCCGGAGGACGACGAGCAACACCCCGACCGGCUGCCGCCGCCGCCGCCGGCGGAGCCAGCCCGGGCUCACUUCUGCUACUGCUGCUUGGCCUAGAGCAAGAUGGCGGACACUGGUCGGCCCCAGCGGAAGAUGUCGCGGGCUGGGGAGAGCCUGUACCGCGUGCUGGGGUUGGAAAAGGGCGCGUCCUCCGAAGACAUCAAGAAGGCGUACAGGAAACUGGCUCUGAAGUACCACCCGGACAAGAACCCCGACAACCCAGAAGCAGCCGAGAAGUUCAAGGAGAUCAACAACGCCAACACCACGCUCAGCGACGAGCACCGGCGGCGCAUCUACGACGAGUAUGGCUCCAUGGGGCUCUACGUCUCCGAGCAGUUUGGGGAGGAGAGCGUCAAGUACUACUUCCUGAUGUCCAAGUGGUGGUUCAAGCCGCUGAUGGUCUGCUGUGGCCUCCUCACUUGCUGCUGCUGCUGCUGCUGCUGUUGCUUCUGCUGCGGGAAAUGCCACCCCCCUGAGGACGAGGAGUCCUACAAGUACGUCAACCCCGAGGACCUGGAGGCCCAGAUCCGUGCGGAAGAUGAAGGUGUUGGCGCCAUCCGGAUGCAGCCCACCUCCAGCGCCUCUCUGCACCACACAGAUGAGACUCAGUCCUCCAAGCCGUGACCCCCGUCCGGCUUCCCGGCCACAGCACAGUCCCCACUUCCUGCAGCCAUUCCAGAGGGGGCCCAGACUGCGGAGCGCGGCCUGCCUUGGUCUGCGGGCAAAGCACCCCCCAGAACUGAGGCGGCCUGGGGUUCCUGCCCCCCCCCGCCCCAUCGUUCUGCAACACAAAUCUCAGGGAACACGUGUGGCACUCUGGAGGAGGGCUGGCCGGCCGGCCGCAGGAAGGGCCAGGUGGGGCCUCUCAUUCCCAGCAGCAGCAGCAGCAGGCGGGUGUGGGGCGGGGGCUCCUUCAGAUGGGGCUGGACGGCACCUGGCGCCCUCCUCUGUUGGGGGAGGGGGCAGCAACAAGAGAGACCCUGGAGGUGGGGGUCGCACUAAUCAGCCUCUCCACCCCGCCAGCUUCUGCCCUCCAACCCCCACCCUGUUCCAUAAGUGGGCUAGUGGCAGCGACCAGUGCUGGACCCUUCCGGGCCAAAGCCCACUCGUGGUGGAGGGAGGGGGCCGGGCUCUUCCCGCUUUGGGUGCCGGGUGGAGCCGCCGGACCUGAGCCAGGGCUGCCCUCCCUCCCCCCCCGGGCAUUGAUUGGUGCCAAACUGCCUUGGCAGAGGAGUGGGGGGGCGCCUCCCGGCUGGCUGGCCUUCCCAUGGGGCACUGCUCCAGUUGGCUUCGCAUCACUGCGUGGGGGGCCCGGCCUCUCCAUCUCCCUUCUGUGGGGUAGCCCUAGGGAAGAGCUCUUUUUCACACUGUGAUGGGGAAUUUUCAUAGGGUUUUAUCAACGCAAUUAAAGAUUUCUGAAGGAA